UUCGAUUGUGUAACUUCCAAAGCAAGAUUCUUUCUUGCCUUUAGAUUAUGUUGUUAAAUAACAAUAAAAUAGCGAAACUAUGAAGUAAAUUGUCGUUUGUCGACUAUUGAAGUGUAAAACAGGCACUAUAUAGUGUGUAUCCUGUGUGAUAGUAAUUUGAUUUCUGUACAUAGUGGAAACCGGUGCUUCGUGGAAAGAUGGCUAAAUACAUCGCUCAAAUUAUCGUCUUGGGUUCACAGAUUGUUGGUCGAGCCUUCGCCCGUGCACUGAAGCAAGAGUAUGCGGCUUCACAGGAAGCCGCCAAGAGAGCCGGUGGUGGCCAACAGGGACAAAAUCGCGUUGCGGCUAACUUAAAAACCGGAUUGACUUUAGAAGAAGCUCAACAAAUUCUAAAUAUUACAAAGCUAGACCCUGUGGAAAUUCAGAAGAACUACGAACAUCUAUUCAAAGUCAAUGAUAAAUCCAAGGGCGGAUCGUUUUAUUUGCAGUCGAAGGUAUUCCGAGCUAAGGAGCGGAUAGACCAAGAAUUAAAAGCAAGUAAACCUCCAGAAGCAAACGAACGAAAGGACACGACCUCAGAGAGUACAAGUGAGCAGAAGUAAGUUCGUUAGAAAUUUUUAUUUUAAGUUGUAUUUAGAGUCAAAUUCAAUAAAAAUUUGAUU
Ochlerotatus camptorhynchus is the source of this 662-nucleotide messenger RNA. RefSeq names its product mitochondrial import inner membrane translocase subunit Tim16 (gene blp). Gene Ontology annotation, biological process: protein import into mitochondrial matrix. The record is from RefSeq and is a predicted model, not a curated record. The coding region runs from base 198 to 602 and encodes 134 amino acids. Gene Ontology annotation, cellular component: TIM23 mitochondrial import inner membrane translocase complex. NCBI's taxonomy places the organism in Eukaryota, Metazoa, Arthropoda, Insecta, Diptera, Culicidae. The transcript has 2 exons.